AUGGAAGAACAAGACGUGCACUUCAGACAUAUUUUAUUGUAUUACUUCCUUAAAGGCAAGAACGCAUCGCAAGCACAAAAGAAGUUAUGUGCCAUAUAUGGAAAUGAAGCCUUGAAAGAAAGGCAGUGUCAAAAUUGGUUUGCCAGAUUUCGUUCUGGUAAUUUUUCACUGAAAAAUGCUCAACGAUCUGGCCGUCCAGUUGAAGUCGAUGAGAUCCAUAUCAAGGCCAUUAUCGAUUCAGAUCGUCAUAGUACAACACGUGAUAUUGCGGAGAAGAUCCCUCAUCAGCUUAAGGAAAUUCAUUUGACGCAACACAUUAGCAUCUGCGAUUCGCUUCUGAAACGUAACGAAACUGAUCCAUUUCUGAAAAGCCUAAUUACUGGCGACGAAAAGUGGAUAGUUUAUAACAACGUUAGUUGGAAGAAAUCGUGGGUCAUGAAAGAUGAACCAGCCCAAACGACAUCAAAAGCAGAGAUUCACCAAAAAAAGAUUAUGCUGUCAGUCUGA
Molecule: messenger RNA, 507 nt
Organism: Vespa crabro (European hornet)
Lineage: Eukaryota; Metazoa; Arthropoda; Insecta; Hymenoptera; Vespidae
Product: histone-lysine N-methyltransferase SETMAR-like
Exons: 2
Coding region: 1-507 (168 amino acids)
Molecular function (GO): nucleic acid binding
Source: RefSeq, a predicted model, not a curated record